This is a messenger RNA of Physella acuta, 2043 nucleotides long. RefSeq lists its product as uncharacterized. The record is from RefSeq and is a predicted model, not a curated record. Gene Ontology annotation, molecular function: protein binding. NCBI's taxonomy places the organism in Eukaryota, Metazoa, Mollusca, Gastropoda, Physidae.
AUGGUAUUGAAGGGGUACAACGAAUAUCAUACAUACUAUAAUGAAAAUAAAGACAACGUAGAUGUCGAGGGAUAUACGCCAUCAUUAUCUCAGUCAACACCACAAACUACAGCAGCAGAAAAACGUGUCCAUAGUAAAACAAAACAUCAAGUCACUAAACACGUUCAAUCAACAGCGGAAAUAUUGAGUCGCCUUGAGCAGAUAGAGACAGCCAUAUCUUCUCUACAAGACGUCAGUCGACUUGAGCAGAUAGAGACAGCCAUAUCUUCUCUACAAGACGUCAGUCGACUUGAGCAGAUAGAGACAGCCAUAUCUUCUCUACAAGACGUCAGUCGACUUGAGCAGAUAGAGACAGCCAUAUCUUCUCUACAAGACGUCAGUCGACUUGAGCAGAUAGAGACAGCUAUAUCUUCUCUACAAGACGUCAGUCGACUUGAGCAGAUAGAGACAGCCAUAUCUUCUCUACAAGACGUCAGUCGACUUGAGCAGAUAGAGACAGCUAUAUCUUCUCUACAAGACGCCAAUGACAAGUCUACAGAUGACAUAUCAGAAAUAAAACAAUGGAGAGACAACUUUGAAACAGAACAGAGUGACAUGGAGGUAAACAUUGAACAACUGACGAAAAAACAAAAACAUAAUUUCAAAAACCUCAGUAAACAAAUGAGUGAACAAGAUAACAAAGUAAUGGAGCUGAACAAAGAAAUUGAAAGUUUAAAAGACAAAGAAACUAAGUCAAUCAAAACCCUAGAGAAAAUCUCUGUAGAAGUGAAAGAACAUAAAAUCAAAUUGGUCAAAAUAAAUAAAGAGAUGCAAGAUCACACAUAUGAAACAGACAGUAUAACACAAGAAGUUAAAACACAUUCUGAUCACAUUGUUGCUUUACAAGAAGAUAAUAAAAUCUUGGUCGAUACAUCAACCAAACUUAAGAAAAUGCAAUCAAAGCACAAUGUGAUGUACAAACUUCUGCAACAAAGAUUGAUGCCUAUUGACAAAUUGAUUCAAAUAUUUAACCAGAACUUGAAAACAAGGGAACAAAGAUUACAGAAGCUUUACAAUAUUGAAAAUACCAUUUCAAAGUUGUCCAAAGAAAUGCAUUUAAUUGAGUCACGUGUAUGUAACAGAUAUGCUUGUCAUGUGGAGCUUGCUAAUCCCACACCUGUCCGUUGUAGAUUAGUUAUUUCAUCAUUUAGUAAAGUUCGCGAAUAUAACGGUCAACACUUUAAUCCAACAACAGGAAAAUUUGUAUCACCACAUGAUGGUUUAUACCUCAUCUGUGUAACUCUAAAUGAAUGUGAAGAUAAACAGAUUACAGUUGGUGUGGUGGCUGGAGACAGGUGUAGAAUUAUAGAAGUAAAAUGUGCCAACACUAGCUCAGCUAGGUCAGUGAUUGUUGACAUGAAGAAAGGUCAAGAUCUGUACUUACUUGUGUUUCAAGCAGAUCAAGGCGCAACGUUAUCCAGCUACAAUGAGGACAACAUGAGUGUCAACAAACCAACGCCAUCUUUACCACAGCCUGACACACAGACAACAGCAACAUUUCUAACAGGAGAAUCACCAAGACAACUCAAGACACAAGUCACACAUACAGCCGUUAAAGAACAUCCUGACCUAGAGCGUAGACUCGCCUAUAUUGAAACAACACUAUGGUACCUACAGGACACACAACACAAGUCAACAGAUGACAUAUCAGAAAUAAAACAAUGGAGAGAUAACUUUGUAACUGAACAGAGUGACAUGGGGAACUUUGAAACUAGAGAAGAAAAAUUAAAUAAGAGUCACGUGUAUGUAACAGAUAUGCUUGUCAUGUACAGCUUGCUGAUCCCACACCUUCUACAUGAAUGGGAAGAUAAAGAGAUUAGAGUUGGUGUGAUGGCUGGAGACGUGUGGUGUACGACUAUAGAAGUGAAAUGUGCCAGAACUAGCGCUGCUGACUCAGUGGUUGUUGACAUGAAGAAAGGUCAAGAACUUUACUUUCGAGUGUUCCUCGCAGAUCAAGACGCAGCUUUAUCCUGCUAUAGUAGUUUUAUUAUCGUUAGUUUAUAG